AAUGUUCCUCUUCCAGGUAAUGUCAGGCAGAAACCAUCUCCAUCCGGUCGCCGUUGGCUGGUUAUGCUGAAAACCAAGAGCAGGGCUGCCCAGAAACUGUGUGCUGAACAUUGGCGGGCUCACCACAUCCCAAUAGUUGAGCUGGCCUUCGAACGCCAAGCAAUGCUGCCUUUCCUCCAUUCGUUGAAUCAAGUAGUUUUGUAUUCUUUCUCGACUAUUGUGCCUGUUGAUUCAGGAUUUGGAAGAAUCAGCAUCCUUGAUGUGACCGCGUCCAAAGUGGUAUUGUCUUUACUUGCCUCUUUUGACAUUUUAGACUCGCUAGAUAACUGCGCAUCUACGGUGGGGACAGCAUCCAGACACGUUCGUAGCAGUGCGAUGCGUGUUUUACCAAACAACAUAAACAACAGGAUCGAUUCUUCUUCCACUCUUGAGUUUUGCAAGGACAGUCCCUUCAGCAUGCACCAAAACGUGCAACAACAAUUCGAGUCACAGGAAACUGUUGUUACAAAGAAAAAUGCUUAUUUUGAAGAACAUGGUUAGAGAUAAUCU
Messenger RNA from Musa acuminata subsp. malaccensis (wild Malaysian banana), 549 nucleotides. The record is from RefSeq and is a predicted model, not a curated record. Lineage: Eukaryota; Viridiplantae; Streptophyta; Magnoliopsida; Zingiberales; Musaceae.